UAGUGCAGUCAGCUCCUGCAUUGGAAGACUGAAGGGGACUUUUUCAUACCAGGAAUUAUUCUUAUCAACAAUUUUCUCCAACAUGACCUCUAAUUCAAAUGUAUCCAACAUGCGACGGCUGGUCGAACAACUGAAGCUGGAGGCCAGUGUGGAGAGAAUCAAGGUGUCCCAGGCGGCUGCAGAGCUCCAGCAGUACUGUCUGCAGAACGCGGGCAAAGACGCGCUGCUGGUGGGCGUCCCCACCGGCAGCAACCCCUUCAGGGAGCCGCGCUCCUGUGCUGUCGUGUGAAGGAAGAGGAUCUUUGUUGUCUCACUGACAGAAGAAACAUAUUAAAUUGUGUCUGUAACUAUUUUUAUUCAUAUUUUUUCAAAUAAAUGUCUUGUUUUACAAUACAAUUUUCGUCUUUAAAUUAAAAUCAAAAGAAAUUAAAGGGCAUUGCAGAAACCUAGUGUGUCUCAGUCCUGGUUUAGAUGACCUUUGGGAGCUGAUGUUGCACACGUAUGUUCUCCCUUUCCUACAGGAGACAGUCUAAAAGUAAUUAUCUAUGGAUUUUACAAAGAGGAUGUUUAUAGCCGGGUUUUAAAUCACGCCUUGGAAUCUCUGGGUGUCGAAGCUUCCUGAUGUUCAGUCCAAGUUAGAAACACAGCCAGAGAGAGGAAACAUACGACUUCCUGUCCAGAGCUGCAAAGACACUCACACACGUCACUCAGCCUUUGAGCUCUUAACCCUUGUGUUGCCUUAGGGUCAUUUUGACCCGAAUCAAUAUUACACCCUCCCCCCGCCUUUGGGUCAUUUUGACCCGAUUCAAUGUUUCACCCUCCUGUUACCUUUAUAUUUACUAACAUAUUUUACCCUUUGGGUUCAAUUUGAUGCCAGCAAUUAAAACCUCCAGAAAAUUAUUAGAAUUAAUAUUGUUUUCCAAGUUUAAGUGUGAGGCACUUUAUGUUUGUUUGUUGACUACCGAAAGAACACCGACAUUAAACAUUGAAUGGGGUCAAAUUAAUCCUAAAGCGGGGGGAGGGUGUAAUAUUGAUUCGGGUCAAAAUGACCCUAAGGCAACACAAGGGUUAAACAUUGUGUAUCCUUACUCACAAGCUCAAGGCCAUGCUAAUGAAUAAGACAUGAAUCACCAGAGUGUGGGAAUAGGAUAAUAUGAAUCAUGUUUUAUUUAUAGAUGUUAAGAUAUGUGUUUAUUUGAUUUAUUCACCGAUAUUCUGUAUAAAAAUCCAACUUAUAUGUAUUUGUAGAAGGAAACAAUGGCCCUUGAGCCUGAAAGAGGUCGAGCUAAUCAUGAGACGCUCUCCAAGUUGUCAUUUCCUUUUCCUCUCUUGUUCCCGGAUGAGUCUCAAUAAUUUUCCUUUUUCAAUGUCCUUUCCUAACAUCCUUUGUUUGAACGUAGUGUGGCCUGUAAAGGUGGCGGUGGUUUUAUACCCAACACUAACAUUACAAACAUUGUUAACAUGUUAUUUAGAUUGAUGAUUCUGCUGUUGCAAGCAGCAGCCAGGGGCCCCAAGAUAAGACCCAGGGCCACACAGUAAUUAGUACUGAAAAGUAUACUUGCAUGUACUUAAGUACAACUUCAGUGUGUGCUAUUUUAGUACAACAAUGCAUGAAAGGCAACAAGUAAAUUAUAGCCAUACAAUUAAUCCACAGUGAUGUCAAACAGACAGUGCUCCAUGUUUGACAAGCUGGACGGAUAUUGUAUUAUGGGAUGGAUGUAUUUGUCUUCAUAUUAGUUCAUAGUAAAUAUGCGAGUAUUUCACCAGGAAUGUGUAUUUCUGCAUCAUUACUGUUUUUUUUAUUGCACGAACAUUUUUAACAAUAUAUAUAUGAAUUUUGAAAUAAUUACAUAUUUUCUUAUUUCCACUUGUAUUAUUAAAAACAAUUGUAUUUCUUUUUUUAUUCAUGACUUAUGUGAUUUUUAGUGUGUAAAUAUCUGUCUGUAAAAUACAUUUUACUGCUUUUUGGGAGUCUAGAGAAAAAAUAAAAGACAGCCUUUAAAAAGUA
Messenger RNA from Pseudoliparis swirei, 2008 nucleotides. It is a transcript of the gene gng10, whose product is annotated as guanine nucleotide binding protein (G protein), gamma 10. Gene Ontology annotation, molecular function: G-protein beta-subunit binding. Gene Ontology annotation, cellular component: heterotrimeric G-protein complex. The record is from RefSeq and is a predicted model, not a curated record. The coding region runs from base 83 to 289 and encodes 68 amino acids. Lineage: Eukaryota; Metazoa; Chordata; Actinopteri; Perciformes; Liparidae. The transcript is spliced from 3 exons. Gene Ontology annotation, biological process: G protein-coupled receptor signaling pathway.